UGAUCAAUUUACAUUAAUAAUACCAGAAGCUGAAAUUUGGUUGACAAGUAGCAUUCGUGUUAGGUGAUCAUCACUCAAUAAAUAGGAACAGCCUCCACAAAGAAAAUUAUUAAGUAGUUUUUUAGAACAAGAAGUGGGUGAAGAAGAAAAUAAAAAAUGGGUGAAGUGAAAUUGUUGGGGGCAUGGGGAAGUCCUUUCAGUCGCAGAAUAGAGAUUGCUUUGAAACUGAAAGGCGUUGAAUACGAAUACAUAGAACAGGAUCUUGGUAACAAAAGUGCUUUGCUUCUCCAAUACAACCCCGUUCACAAGUUAAUUCCUGUGCUUGUUCACAAAGGAAAGCCGAUAGCAGAGUCUGAUGUUAUUCUUGAAUACAUCGAUGAGACCUGGAAAAACAAUCCCAUCUUGCCCGAAGAUCCAUAUGAACGAGCCAUGGCACGUUUCUGGGUUAAGUUCAUCGACGAAAAGUGCGUGCGUUCACUUUGGAAAGCUUGCUGGGUUCCAGAGAAUAUCCGAAAGGAGGCCGUGGAAGAAGCAUAUGGGCACCUGAAAACACUAGAAAAUGACUUAAAGAUAAACAAGUUUUUUUGGAGGAGAGAAAUCGGAGUGGUUGAUAUUGUCGCUAACUUCAUAGGCUUCUGGGUUGGUUGCAUUAAAGAGGCUUCAGGAGUGGAAAUUCUUACAGAAGAGAAAUUCCCAAAAUUACAUAAAUGGAGUGGUGGAGUUUGUUAA
This is a messenger RNA of Pistacia vera, 729 nucleotides long. Its product is annotated as glutathione S-transferase U8-like. Gene Ontology annotation, biological process: glutathione metabolic process. NCBI's taxonomy places the organism in Eukaryota, Viridiplantae, Streptophyta, Magnoliopsida, Sapindales, Anacardiaceae. Gene Ontology annotation, molecular function: glutathione transferase activity. Gene Ontology annotation, cellular component: cytoplasm. The record is from RefSeq and is a predicted model, not a curated record. Bases 157 to 729 code for a protein of 190 amino acids. The transcript is spliced from 3 exons.